Molecule: messenger RNA, 1512 nt
Organism: Carica papaya (papaya)
Lineage: Eukaryota; Viridiplantae; Streptophyta; Magnoliopsida; Brassicales; Caricaceae
Gene: CYCD6;1
Product: Cyclin D6;1
Source: RefSeq, a predicted model, not a curated record
GAAAAGCAUAUGCAGCACUGUAACUUAUUACUUCUGCCUCUUUCUUCCCCUCCUGCAAAUCAAAGGAGUAAACUUCAAGUCUCUCCCUUACUCAUACCUUCUUUCAACAAACAAAGAAAAGAACCAUCAUCAUCAUUUCAUUUCUUCUUCACUUGUCUCUUUUUUUAGUUUUUAACAAUAUGACAUGACCCAUUACUUACACUACUUGUUUAUCUAACCUGAUUUCAACAUAAACCGCACUGCUCCUGUUCUGCGUUGUUUCAAUGGAGUUUGAUCUUGAAAACCCUUUGACGCACUCUCUUGAACCCAACUUCUCCAGUACAGAAACCCCAACUUCUCUCUUUCUGACUGAGUCUGAUCAUAUGCCAUCCCAAGAUUACUUCAACUCCCUCAAAGCUGCUAACUUUGACUUAUCUAUCCGACAAGAGGCCCUCUCUUUAAUCUUACGGUUUUCAGGCAACUUGGAUCCAUUCUUGUCCUACCUUGCUGUUAAUUAUCUGGAUCGUUUCUUAUCAACCGGAGGAAUGCUGCAACCUAAGCCAUGGGUGCUUAAGCUUCUUGCAAUCUCUUGUGUCUCUUUGGCUGCCAAGAUGAAAACUACCCAGUUCUCUCUUUCUGAUUUUCAGGUUGAUGGAGGGAUUGUAUUUGACACACAAACAGUAGAAAGAAUGGAGUAUCUCAUCUUGGGAGCUUUGAAAUGGAGAAUGCGCUCAGUUACUCCCUUCUGUUUCCUUUCCUUUCUCAUCUUCUCCGUGUUCAAUCUCACCGACCCUUCACUAAUCCAGGCCCUGAAAUCCAGAGCCACUGAAAUCAUCUUCAAAUCUCAAUAUGAUAUAAACGUUUUAGAGUUCAAGCCAUCAAUAGUUGCAGCCUCAGCUCUUCUCUCUGCCUCUCAUGAACUGCUGCCAUUACACUUUUCUUCCUUUAAAAGAGCUCUCUGCAACUACUCGUAUGUAAAUAAGGAAAGGAUGUUGCAGUGUUAUAAUGUAAUACAGGAGGGAACACUGAGGGACGGGUACGAGUCGGUGGUGGAGAAUGUGUCGAGCUCGGAGACGCCGGUCAACGUUCUUGACCAGCAGUUCUCGAACUCACAGAUCAGCGGUGAUGAUGAGAAGACGACGGGAAUAAUCAUCAGCAGUGGGCCCAACGCCGACCGAGAUAUCAAGAGGAGGAAGAUCAGGAACAGUAAUCAGACGGUCCAGAUCACUCACAUCCAACACUGCACUUAGCUGAUCACGCCACGUUAUGUUCAUCAAUGAUCAUCAUCAUGAUCUGGGAGUGGGGCCCAUUUGAGAGUGACCCCACUUGGUCCAGAUAACUAAGCAGUCGAAUUUUCUUUUCUUUUUUUUUUCCUUUUUUUGUUCUUAUAAAGAAAACAGAAGUAAAAAAAAAAAAAAAAAUGGAGGAAAUUGGUUUGGUAAGAGAGAGAGAGAGAGAGAGAGAGGUGAAGUUGAUGGGUGAUGGAUAGAAUCACUGCUGCAUGAUCUUCAUCAGUAAAAGCUCAUUUUUACU